Molecule: messenger RNA, 1273 nt
Organism: Anopheles funestus (African malaria mosquito)
Lineage: Eukaryota; Metazoa; Arthropoda; Insecta; Diptera; Culicidae
Exons: 3
Coding region: 365-1192 (275 amino acids)
Source: RefSeq, a predicted model, not a curated record
UUCUUCUUAUCGAAGAUCUUCUUAUAGUGUGCUAGAUUAUUCUGCUAAACGAGAUAAACUUUCAAUAUUGAUUAAUUUAUACCAUGUUUGGGGAUAGAAACUAAGUAUGUCACGCAUCCCCAACAAACUAACACCACGGCGUCGAAAGAAAUGGUCGCCAUCAGUCAUCAGAGUAGGCGCAUAAUCUUCAUUUCUGCAGUGCUAUCCCGUUGACAAUCAUCGAGCUUGUCCCAUUUUCAACCGAGCUUCAUUCCCCGCUGUGUUUCAAUACAUAUCGGUCAUAAGCAAACGGUGCUUUUGAUCAGGUUCAAGGAUAGUAAUAGUUAUUCAAGUUUAAAGUUGCCGGAUUAAUCGUGUCCCAUCAAUGUCGGCUGAAGCAGCAGGACGUACGGAUCACGAAACCCCUGUGGAUGCUGUGUUCGAAAAGGGGGCCAUUUGUAAAGAUGAAAAUGAAAACAUGAAGCUCUGCUAUGGGGAAGCGUCAUUAAAUGACGGGUUUUCACAGAGUUACAUGAAAACUCUCACCUCACUUUCGUUGAACACUGCGAUACGUGGACCAAAGUUUUACUGCUACGAAUGCGAUUACUAUCUACAUACGCUGCUUAGUAUGACCACACAUAUGAAGAUGCACCGUAAACCGUUCUGUCCAAUAUGUUUCCGAAUGUUUCGGGACGAAACCGUAGUGGACGCCCAUAUUGCUGAAAUACAUUCAACGCUUUUCCCGAAUGGUAUUGUACGUCCGCUUUUUCGUUUGGGUGAAGCAGGUGAAACAGAAGUGCCUCCUAACUCUCCCACUCAAGAGUACAGAGCAAGGUCAAUCCAGAAUAAUGGAUUAGGAACCAUAAACAGUACCUCGAUUUCUUUGCUGAUCGUAGAAAAAUUGCGCCAACACCAGAAAAAAUUAAAUCUCAGUGUAGAAUCGAAGCGACAUAUGAAAACUCCACAUCAACACGAACCGGUAGAUGAACCAGUAUCUCGCAAAACGAGGAAAACUCGCAACUACCGUAAGGAAAGAGAACGUUUGAUAUCGAUCUCUGGAGCAACUGGAAAGGUGCAGAAAGGCACUAAGCCGAAACUGGCCACAUCAAGGAUUUCGGAUGCUAAUAGUGCUGAAGACACUGCCGAAACAUCACUAAAACGGCUCACAUCGCGCUUUGGGCGCGUCAUUAGUCUUAAGGUUCCGCAAUUUUAAGCCGACCGCACAACAGGGGCUACCGUGGCAGGACCAUAAUGUAGUAAUUAUAAUAUCUACCUACAAUAUCUUAGAAUGAAA